Dunckerocampus dactyliophorus (ringed pipefish) is the source of this 10670-nucleotide messenger RNA. RefSeq names its product procollagen C-endopeptidase enhancer 2b (gene pcolce2b). Lineage: Eukaryota; Metazoa; Chordata; Actinopteri; Syngnathiformes; Syngnathidae. The transcript has 13 exons. The record is from RefSeq and is a predicted model, not a curated record. Gene Ontology annotation, molecular function: protein binding. The coding region runs from base 1147 to 2406 and encodes 419 amino acids.
AUGCGCGGGAAUAGCCAUUGUCUCUUCCACAAAGAAGAUCGCAUUCACGAAGAAGACUGGCACGCUUAUUUGAUUUGAUAACUCAAGCGUGAGACAUCUGUUGUGAAGUUUGUCAGCCUAAUACGAUGACCCGAAUAAAGUAUGCGAAUGAGGUCGAAAUAAUUGAGACCAGACAUAUAUUACGGAUGAGAACUGCGAUCGCGAGGAUAUGAAUGGAGACGACUGAGAAGCUGAUACGGAGGUGCAGAUCCCUUCGCCAUUAAACAAGGGCAAGAAUCAACAUAAAUAUGCUGCAAGAAUCCUCAGGUUUGUUUCUAGCAUUGGGGAACUGGCGCCCUACCGAAAGGCAGCUGAGCUUGGGCGAGAUGUGCUUCUCACUGGAGAUAUUGAAUAUGGACGAGGACAAGGGCUAAGCAGCCAAAAAGGUUAUGGGAAUCAGAGACAGACAAAUCAGAUGAAGAAGCAGUUUUGUCAUCCAGGCAACAGCACAAGAAGAAGGCCACAAGAAAUGCCGUCAAUGAAGAGGCUAAGAAUCAGCUUAUGGCAAAAGUUGCCCUUAAGCGCAGGAUGAUGCUCAUGAUCUGCAGGUACAGCAUUUGAGAGCAGAGAAUCAGACUCUGAAAAAUGUCUUGGCUGUCGUGAAUGGUACGUGUAGAUUUUUUAUAUUUGGAAAAUGAACAAAACUGAUCAAAGGAUAAUAAGAUUAUAUGAUAAAAUAUGAUUAUAAAGGUUGGUCAUUCAUCCAGGAAAGAACAAUCGUAAUAAAAUAAAUCUGGACAGCUGGAUAUGUGAUUCAAAUGACUGACGUUGCAGCACCUACCUGGUGCCUUUGCCUUUGACAGAGUGGUUUAUGAUGCUACAACUCAUGGAUAGAUUGUCUUUAAUUUUGUGGCAAGAGGUUAAUCAGCUUGUGAGCAAGGGAUCGGACCAUGAAGGGAGGCAAGAAUGGCCUACUGUACCCGCCCUCCAGAUGCCAACUCCAUUUAGGAACAGCUCAUUCCCACCCGGGACCCCAGCUCUUCAGACGACAUCUGUAAGGUCCCCACAAGGCUGCUGUGCGUCCCUCCUCCAAGAACAAACGCUGCAUUCAUCCCCUGCAGACUGCUCUCCCUGCUUGCAGACUUUUGCAAAGCAGUCCGGCCAACAAUGAGGAGAGUGUGCGCUGCUUUGUGUGCACGCUGUCUGCAGCUCGCCUUCCUCCUCACUGGAAUCUGUGCGCAGUCCCAGCACAGACCAUCUUUUACAUGCGGGGGGAACCUCACGGGAGAGUCGGGAAUCAUUGGGAGCCAAGGAUACCCAGGAGUUUACCCCCCUAACACUAAAUGUGUGUGGAGGAUCACAGUCCCAGAGGGGAAAGUGGCGGUGCUGUCCUUCCGCUUCCUGGAUCUGGAGAACGACAGCCUGUGUCGCUACGACUACGUGGACGUGUACAGCGGCCACGUCAACGGCCAGCGGCUGGGCCGCUUCUGUGGCACCUUCAAGCCGGGGGCGCUGGUUUCCACGGGCAACAAGAUGACGCUGCAGAUGGUGUCGGAUGCCAACACGGCCGGGAGCGGUUUCCUGUCUGUCUUCUCUGCUGCGCAGCCGCACGAGAGAGGGGAGCAGUACUGUGGCGGCAGACUGGACAAACCUUCUGGAACCUUCACAACCCCCAACUGGCCUGACAGGGACUACCCAGCUGGCGUCACAUGCUCAUGGCACAUCGUGGCGCCGAAGAACCAGAUCAUUGAAGUCAAGUUUGAGAAGUUUGACGUGGAGAGAGACAACUACUGCCGCUACGACCACGUCUCCAUUUUUAAUGGCGCCGAAAUCAACGAUGCCAAGAAGAUUGGGAAAUACUGCGGAGACAGCCCCCCAGCGCCCGUCCUGUCUGAGGGCAACCAGCUCGUCAUCCAGUUUCUGUCUGACCUCAGCCUGACGGCAGACGGCUUCAUCGGCCACUACAAGUUCCGACCCAAGAAGUUCUCCAUCACCACCACGCCGCCCCCCACCACCACGCAGCCUGCCACCAGCAGGCCCAUACCUCUCAAGCACUCAGUGGCUCUGUGUCGGCAGAAAUGCAAAAGACGAGGAACGCUGGAGAGCAACUUUUGCUCCAGCAACUUUGCGAUCACCGGCACGGUCAUCUCGGCCGUGCCGAGAGGAGGCAGCGUGUCGGCCACGGUGUCCAUCAUUAACGUGUACAAAGAAGGCAACCUGGCCAUCCAGCAGGCGGGAAAGACCAUGAGCACCAAGAUCCUCAUCCUGUGUAAGAAGUGUCCCUUCGUCAGACGAGGCUUGAACUACAUCUUCAUGGGCCACGUGGACCAGGACGGCCGCGGGACGGUGGGUCCCCAGCACUUUGUCCUGGCCUUCAAGAGCAAGAACCAGAAGGCACUCGGCACCCUUAAGAACAAACGCUGCUGAGAAGAUCGUGGACCACGGUCUUUAGAUUAGGAACAGAUCUUUUCAUUCCUACCACGGCAUUGUUAGUAAGUAAAACUCUAUAUUUGCAUUUUUCUAUCUUCUGUCAGGUAUGAACGCCUUCCAAAGUCUCACUGUAUUUCACUCAACUGGUGCGCUUGCAUACUUACACUCACUCUUUCCAGUCUUCAUACUGACAAGUAGCACACAAUAAAGGAUGAAAGGUGCGAGGAAUGGAGUAUUGGAUACGUGCACGAGGGUUCAUUUGUUUCUUUAUUACCAAAGCUUUGAUGGAACUCCAUUUUUUUGCAUUGGAAUAUCGUGAACUGCAUUCCUUUUUUUACACCAAAUGAUGCUGCAAACGGUAUUGAAUAAAAAGUUGGAAGCAGAAUGCACGUGUUUCAAAAUGCAGCUGAUCAAAAAAGUCUUUUACUUUAAAAAAAUUCAGUGCAAAAAAUGUUGACGUUUCAAAACGGACAGAUACUGUACAUGUCACCCUGCCCGCGUUGGAGGUCCAACACGGGACCAUCGUAAUGUGAAGCGAGAGUGCUGAACACUUGGCCAAAGGCUGGCAUCUGUCUCAGAGCCGGGCAAUCACGUGACCCGGGUUUUGAAACAUCACAUGUAUUUGCACCAUGAAAACAUAAUUUUUAAUCAUACACAUUUUGCUUACAAAUUUAUAUUCAGUGACAUUUUGCGCAUCGUUGCAUGUGAAAAAACUUCAGUUCACAAAAUCCAAACGCAGUGCGUCAAUUGAGUGUCUAAAAAUAGCUUUGGUAAGAAAGACUCAAAUUAAUUUUCAUAUAAAAAAUGUCCAUUUUUAACAGACAGCUCACUCCUCCCCCUCCAAACCCUGCUGCUAGCUUGAUAUCGAUGUUGUCCUCCGAUUUCAGAUCAACAUUUGCAAUAAAAGUGAGCAUUGUAAUGAUUAGCUUAGAUUGAGCUCCAGAACCCGCCCCUUCUCUCUUCAAUUGCCAUUGUUGCCUUGCGAAACAAUCCAGGUUUCAUCCCUAAAUAAGCCACUUAUUGUUCAACUCAUUGACAGUAUCAAAUGCACAGCUACUCACCACGCAUCAGUGAUAAGAUGGCAUGGGUGUACAACUUUCACUUUUGCGUCUCACGGCGACUAUGGUGCGUUCAAGGACUGGCGAACAAAGUGGGAAUUCUGCAGAAAAACCAUGAUCAGUGAAGCAUAAAGGGACAAACACGUGAAGACGGUGUGUGCUGCACAGUGGAUGAAUGAUGAUCCACUUAUGGUGAAUGAGAUGUUUUCUGCGUGAGAAAAAGGAGACAAAUAUAAAUAUAUAUUUUUUGGACCACAGAUCUCGGCAGUGCAAUGGAAUUAUUUUCUGUCACGCCCUCACUUGGGGACAGAAACGUUUUUGCGACCCCCCAAUUUGAAAUACUGCUCAUAUCUUGAUUUAUUUAUCUGUCCUGCACAGACUGAACUCCAAAGUGAAAGCAGCGAAAUGGAGAGCAGUGAAGCACACAAGCGUAUUAAACUGCAUGCUGAGUACAACAAAUUCAUACAUGUUGGCAGGUCUGCACUGCUAUUGAAAGUCUUUCUUGCCUCUCACCCCCCCACACCCCACUAUUUGAGAAGCCACAGUGCAAUGGACAGUAGCAAGGAGAAGGAGAAGAUAAAUAUUGUGAUUGCCAUGUGUGGUCAUUGUGCAAGGGCACGACAUGGUCACAUGACACACUUGAGUAAUUAAGUACACGGUGUACGUAUUCAAGUGUACUGAUGGAAGUAUUCCAGUUGAGACAGGUGAUGUGUAGAGCGGUAUUUACAACAUGAUUGCCUUUGCUGCGUGCUAUUGAUUUUGAAAGAGAGCAAUCGUGUACGGAAGGAAGACAGUCUGCCAAUAUGAUUGAUGGUGUCAUGGUGUCCCUAAUAAAAGGAGCACAAUGAUGGCAUGUUUGCAUAAAUGUUUAUUGAUGUUCGUGUUAGAAUAUCGUUAGAAAAGCUGGGGGGAGAGUCACUUCCUCUUGGGACACAAACAUGAGAAUAGAAGCAGACGUGUUAGUGGAGCGGCGGCGAGCAAGGGAGGCUUUCUAGCUCCGCGGGUAGAACAUGGCGUAUUUGGAGGUCCGGAAGCCCAGCAGGUCCCUCAUCUCGUUGCGGAACUUGGAGAGGUCUUGUCGCAGGUCGUUGAGGUUCUCCACGGUGGCCUGGUCCGUGCUCUGCAUCUUCUGCCGCGUGGACGUCAGGUAGCGGUGGACCAGGCAGCACAUGAUCUUCUGGUAGUUCUCAUCUCGCUUCUGCUUCAGGUUCUUCCACUCCUGCAGGGGACAGAAGCCGCAGAGAUCAGUGUUUGUAUCUCUGACAUGCACAUCAUGUGCCCACCUUCAGGCUGUUCUGUCUCUUGACCCGGCCUUUGGAUGUGUGCGAGCAGAUCCACUUGCUCAUGCUGGUGAGCAGGUAGCACACGGUCUUGGGGGAGGGCAGGAUGUUGAAGGGGGGCGGCAGCGUGCACUUGUCGUCAAAGUAGCUCAGCCACAGCUUGGCUCGAGCGAACUUCCACUCCUUGUCCUCGUGAUUCUGCCACCAAAGAAGAGCGGGACUCAGCUUCCGUGCGGGUCACCAAGAACGUGGAGAAGGUGAGAAGGUCCACUUACGGCGAUCUGCCUGAAGCUUUUAUGCAGCAUGGCCACCAGCAGCUUGGUGAGAACAAUCACCACCACGAUGUUGUAGGUUCCGAUGAUCAUGGCCCCCACGAAGGAGCGCAGCUCUUCCGUGUAGCUGAUGCGCGUGACGAAAAGCGCCACGUGCGCCAGCGAGAAGAUGUACCAGAAGAGGGCGUAGCAGGUGCCCAUGAAGCUGUGCCGAGGAGGACAAAGACGUCGGUGAAGGCGUCGAUCACAGCGGUCCUCUGACGUACCUGUGGAAGGCGUCGUUGCUCUGCUGCUGACAGAAGAUGCCCUGGCAAUCGCUGGGCGGGUUCUUUUCCGGGUCUUUCUGGUCCUUUCCGUAGAGUUGGGUCAGUCCGAUGGUGAAGGAGAAGAGGACGAGCAGGAAGAGGCCCAAGAACUUUCCAAACUCCUGCAGCAUCUGACCCAUGGAGAUCUGGUGACAAGUUCAUCACAGUCGUUCACUCACAACAACUCCAAACAUUCAUUUUCUACACCAAAGACGCUAAAAGCCAUCCACUCGAUAUGCUACAUAUGCUAGGCUAACACCAAAGCAGUCCAAUAAACCUCGCUUUCAUGCGCAACACUUUUGGUUUCACAGGAUUUCAAAAUGUUUGCUAACAUUGAGCCUCGCUUUUUGAAUAGUGUUGCAGAUCACGACGACGACUUGCUUUGUCCUGCACUGUAUCCUCCCGCAGAACAAAAUGCACUAACUGCAUUUUUUAUUGGCUGCUAAAUAACCCGCCAUGGGGCCACAGAAAGGUGGCUGUGGCUGAAGGUGAGAAACACUAUUCAAUUCCAUCUCACCAACAAUAACUUCCAUCCGUUCCUCAUUUAGGAUUAUUUCACAUUGUUUUAUGCUUGGAAAAUUAAAAUUAUUCUCUAGAAAAAAGGAUUUUGGCUCAACUGGAACAGAAAUGGUUUUACAUUUCCUACGUUUGGGUUUUCGUUGGACAUUUUCUUUCCAUAUUACCAAAAUGUGUGUUUAAAAUGAAGUUUGUUGAAAACUGGUAAAAAAUGUGAUGUUUCAAAACGGACGGAUACGCUACACCUAGGUCAUGUGACUACACACUUUAUACCUGAUUGGCUGGCUCUGAGACACGAUUGACUGCUUCAGUCUUCAUUUCCUGGAAGUGUAUGUAUGAGUUUUGAAACAUCAAAAAAAAUAAAAAUUCGAAAUGUUUAAAAAAAUGUUUUACAACAGAUUUUUUUUAAACACACAUUUGCUUACAAAUGCAUACUCAGUGACAUUUCAUGUUACAGUUGACAAAAUGAAAGCACGCCUCGCUCUUCUCAACCAGCACAGUAACACCACACAUAGAUUGCAGUCCUGUGGGAAACACGGAAUAGAACUCAUUAAUAAUCCAUUUAUUUUAUAUUCACAAUGCGCCGGGGGCCAAUAAAAUGAGCUGCUCGCCAAAAAUAGCCCCCGGGCCGCACUUUGGACACCUUUGGUGUGAUUGAUCUUCAUGAGCGUUUGCAGCUAUAAUUUAUCCCACCCACCCCAACCCCUCUUGUGUGGUCGACGAGGAAAAGUCCCCUCUGCCUCCCUGAGGGAAAACAUGAAAUGUGUGAAAGAAAAAAAAAGGGCAAAAAGGAGAUGCAAUUUUGAGAUGCUGAUGGGCUCAUGAAGGUGAGAAGCUUCUCUGCUGUUGCUCAACAACACCACAAACUGUCUGUUGGAAGCCCAACAUGCCUCACAUGUAAGCUGAGCAGACAAGAAGCUCUCUUCUUCUCUUGGCACCACCCGACAUGCCCGACACGCCUUCACUUGCGCGCUUUCCAACCUCAGCAGGUGAAGAGAAAACCCUGGCGCCCCGUGGGAGGACACGUGGCCGUUUGUCAGCACCACUUAACGACUUUUCCAUUUGGGCCAGACGGUGAUGUCACAGGCAGCCAGACAUCAACAGCGCUAACUAGCUAGCUGGGUAGUUAAUCAGCGUCUGCCUGUUUCACACCCCAACCACAAACAGCCCGAGUUGACGCACACGUUGGCUCACGUCUCUCUGACCUCACCAGCAAUAACAAGACGUCUCGUUUACACAGGUUCACCUCAUAUGACACAGAAGUAAAGCACAUAGAAGACUUUAGUCAUGUUUGGAAAAGCAUAACCUGGGAUAGUCAUAAGACUGUCGCAUGACAAGCACUCCUACUGUAAAUGUUUCCUAUAUGGUGGUGCCUCGGUUAACGUCAUUAAUCUCUUUCCAGAAGGGCCAAUUGAAACCAAAAUGGACUGUAACCAAAGCAAACGUUCCCAUAGAAAAUAAUGUAAAUCCGAUUCAUCCGUUCCAGACACCCAAACACCACAUUUUAUAGACAGUAGUUAUAGUUUUACAUGCAGAAAAUGAUGCAAAAAUAAAGGCAAAUGCACAUUUGACAUCACUUUUGGCUUGUUUUGUUGGACCCCCCCUUUCCCCCAAAACCAUCAAUGAACAAAAUAAGACAACAUAAACACAUUAUUAUGCUGCAAACACAAUUUGCAAAAAUGUCACAAAUACACCAAACUACCUUUUAAUAUAGAACAUUCAAAAACAAAACAACGGCUGGGGCGGUGAUUCGGUGGAAGUGCGGCGGCAAGGAUGGUUUGACUGUGGGUGGUGUGAACAGGCUUAGCUAAGUUGCAUUGCUUAUGUUUUGUUGUUGCAAGCAGAAAUGAGAGUUAUGGAUGUCAAAUGUGUUGAUAGACUGUAGACGCGUGUGUACAUCUGAAAUGACCACUCUUCUCUUGAAGUCAUGACAUUGAGAGGCGCCCGUGGCCCACAAUGCAUUGCUUGAUCACGUGCAAGUAUCAUGAGAUUUCGUUUUGGGUUCGUAAUCCAGGAUGGCGGCAUAAACAAACCAGACGGUAUUUUGGACGCUAAACAAGCGGGUGAACGCAAGCCAAGGCAAACAUUUUUAAUGUUAACCAAAAAAACGCACUAACCAGGGCGGAUGUUACCCGAGGUAGCAGCAUAUGUCACUUAAGGGCUUGAGGGGUUGACGUAAAGCACAAACGCAUUCCAGGUCAUCUUAUGGGGUAAAAACAUUGAAGGCGUGUGAAGAGUUAAGUGACGUUGGUGCAGCAGCGUGGGCGUUAUAGAAAGUGUGAAAUGAAAGGUGUUUGACGAGGGUUGCGUAACAUUUAGUUGAGCUGUUCUUUCACAGCUUUGUCCUCCUACACGCUGUGGCCUACUGAGGAAGAGCACGCUGGUGUCCUACCUGCAGCGGGCCCAGGAUGGAGCUGGUGGUGUACAUAAAGAACAGACGCAAAUAGCUGAGCACAUUGGCAAAGGCAAACAGUCCUUCGGCCACCAGGAUGGGAUGGAAGGCGUCCCAGUUCUUCCUCUCGGUGUCCCCCAUGUUCUUGAACUGCAAAGACGACAUUUAUUUGAAAAGAUGUGAGUUGAAUGGUGCAACCAUAAAUGUUCAUACAUUUAAAACAUAAUAAGGACCACAGCACGUGACGUCGCAGAAGCGCUGUCGGAAAAAUGAGCUAAAGGAGGAAGUGACGUAGUCCUUGCGAGUGCGCGGGGCCGAUUGCGUUCCGGGUACGUAUUGCGCAGUGACAAGGCCGAGUGAUGCGUGUGCCAGUACCUUGCUGUGGGCUACGAUCUUGAGGGCAAAGGUCGCCAGGUAAAGGGAAUUCAUCACGAAGCUCAGCUGGUUCCUGGACUCCUCCAGGAAGUCCUCCAGACCUUCGUACCACAGACGUUUCACGUCCGACCAAACCAUUCCUGCAGCACACACCAGAGUCAUGGGUUGGAAUAUGAUCUAUCUAUCUAUUUGUGGUGGGGGGGCAUAAUCAUAUUGGAUGAGAACACUCAUAGCACUUUAUUUAUUUAUUUAUUUGUAUUAUUUAUCUGUAUUAAUGUCUCUUCUGUUGUUGCUUAAUUUAUUGGUAUUUAUGUUUCUUAUGUUCUUAUUCAUUUUCUUGUGUUUUCUUUCUUUUCUUGGGAGAAUGAACAGAAUAAGAAUUUCAUUGCAUAGUAGAACUGUGCACAUGACAAUAAAACUCUUGAAUCUUGAGAAUUCAUUCUUGUGGAGCCAGGAGAGUCACUUGGCAACCAGAAGCAUCUCAUUCUGAAAUAUAUGGAAGUAGUGGUUUAGAAGACACACCUAUGAUCCAGAGGAUGAGCAGGUAAUCGAUCAUCUCCAGCGGGGGGCCCAUGGUGUUCUUCUUGCCCUCGUUGUAGACCAGCGAGUAGAGGUUGAGCAGCAGCAGGAAGGUGAAGUAGGAGGCGCUGUGGAUGAUGAACUUGACGAAGGGCGUGUGGAUGAUCUGGCCCACGCGCGAGCGCGGCACCAGCAGGUAGCACACCGACAGCAGCGGCCACAGCGCGGCCACGCUCAGCACCGUGGAGAUCUUCAGGCACGUGUGCUUGCGCCGGUAGCUGGCCGUCUCGCCGAACCACACCGUGUUGAGGAACUGCUGGCAGUUGGACUGGGCCACGAACUGAAAGGAGGAGGUCAGGGCUGUCCCAACACUUUCUACCAUUUGUUAUUCCUCAGCUUCACUUGACUGGAUGACAUAGAUGCAAUCAUGCAAGGCAGCUGAUGCAGUAUUGACUAUUCACGGGUUUAAGAGCAACACAAGCCUCGCUUUGGCAGGAAGGAGAUUGUGAGCAUCGGAGCGCCGCUAAGACUGCAGGAGGCGUGGCUUACCAGGGUCAAAUCCUCUCACACGAUGGGCUAAAUUUGGCUGCCGCUGACCUUCAUGUGCUCAUAAAAAUAUCACUGCUGAGUCAGCGCUUUCAUUCUAUCCAUAACGCAACAUAACGUUUGUUACUUGUCGAGAAGAAGGAAGGAUCUGACCCUACCUCCUACCCUUCUGCUCCAGCAGUCAUUUCUGUGCAAGAUAUCAAAUAUGACUUAGCACAUUGAGCACACGACUGACCUCCUUCUGGUUGUACUUGAUGGCCAGUUUGAGGCGGCUGAGGUUCAUGCGCUCCUCCAGGAGACCCCGCUUGUCUACGAGAUCCUCGCUGGACGUGUGGUUGAGGAUGACCUCCAGCUCCCUGGAGUUCCGAGCCUGAGCCAGCAGGUCCUUGGCGAACAUCUUGCACUGCUUUGCCAGCUCCUCGUAGUCGUUCCUGCACACGUGAGACCGCCGAGCGCCGUUUAGGACGCCUGCCAAGCUUGGACAACACGUGCAGAGAAACGCGCGGCGGCACCUGAACUCCACUUCCACUAGGCUCAGCUCCUUCAGGUCUGUGCUCAGCUCGAAGGCCCUGAGGAUGGGGUCCUCCUCCGUCAGCAUGAUGAGCGAGGGGCUGGCCAGGCAGCGGUAGAUGUCCAGGCGGAACCUAACAUGCAGGAGAAGAGGAGGUGAGGCCAGACCUUUGGAGCAUUGGGAAAUUCCCAAUUCCCCUGCAUGGGCCACUAAAUCACUCAUGAAGGCUCCAACCCUCCUAGCAACUCAUUCACAGAUGUUUUGCAACAUACCUGAGAUGACAAGAGCACCAAAACACUGGUGUCACACGGGGGACAAGACAGGUAGUGAUACUGUUGUACUAUAGGCGUACUUGUAUGCUAGCUUUGGAGUACUGAUACUUCACUUUAUACUGCAGUGCAGUGACUACAAGGCUCAUUUCAUAUAUAAAAUAUUAUAAAUAAUGUUUUUUAAUGUAAUUAUACAUUUUAUUUGUUUAUGUAUACAU